AUAAUAAAUUGUGAUUUUUAUUUAACAUGCACAUGUUUUAUCAUGUAUAUAUGUGUAUAUAUAUAUUUCAGCUUUUAUAAUAACGAUUAUGGAAAGAAAAAAAUUCGCUACGAGAUGGUGUAUAAUAGGAGUUUUGAAAUAUAAUUUUGUAACAAGACAUGGUUACAAGUUUUUAAAACAAAAUGUUACUUGAAUAUGAGUUGUAUAGCUAAAAUGAUAAUAUGAGCAGUUAGUUUCUUUAAUUCACAGCAAAGGUGGACAGGGCUUAUAGUUAUAAUAACACACUUAAGUGUUUGAAAAAUCAAUCGACAUCUUUACUUAAUUAAGAAAAAAACUUAAAACAACUAAUUAACAUCCUAAAAAUAUAAUUUUGUAACAACACAUGGUUACAAGUUUUUAAAAUAAAAUGUUACUUGAAUAUGUGUUGUAUAAGCUAAAAAUGAUAAUAUGAGCAGUUAGUUUCUUUAAUUCACAGCAAAUAGUUGCCUAGGUGGACAGGACUUAUAACACACUUAAGUGUUUGAAAAAUCAAUCGACAUCUUUACUUAAUUAAGAAAAAGAACUUAAAACAACUAAUUAACAUCCUAACAACUACUGGCUUCCAGAAUCUGGUAAAACUUUUUACUAUAUAAAUCAUAUCGAUCUAUCCAAAAUUUUUACUAAAUCAUAUUUGCUUCAGAACACAAUAAACAAAACUAUACACUGAAUUACACAUUCAUGGUACUUAUGGCUGCUCAAGGGUUAAAUAAAAUUUAUAGGGCAUUCAUGAUUGUAACUUUAUUUACAAUGAUUUGUUCGAUAAAAGUCUCCGAUUCAGUCCCAAGAGCUGUGUGUAUAAAAGAUUGUGUCAUAAAUCAAUGCAUGAAAGCAUCAAAAAAAGCAACUCCAGCAGUUUGUGACAACCCGUGCAAGAUCAUUUGUGAUCCAAUGAAUAAUGAGCUAUACAUGGUCCCUGGUGAAGGUUAUCGUAAUCCUGUAAAAAGGUUUUGUGAAAAAUUUAGUUGGAUAUGUCAGUAACAUAAUUUUUUUUUACAAAAAGCCUGGAAAAUUAAGCGUGUAAUUUAUUUUAAUGCAUAUUUAUAUGUUGUACUCCCUCUAUUUCAGAAUAAUAUAUAUUUUGAAAUUUUCAUAUUUUUUAAUAAACUAUAUUAAAACUUAAUUAUAAAUACAGAAUUUCUGUAAUUUUAUAUUUUCUAUAUUUUAAAACCAAUAAAAUUUUGUAAAAUGUAAUCAAUGUUUUUGAACUUCAAAAUUUUUCAUUAUUAGUUGAUAAAGUUUGCAUUGAAAAUAUAAAAAAUAUAUCUUUUUAAAACAAUUUUUUCUCUAAAACAUGAAAUAUUUUUAAAACGAAAAAGUAUUAUUUUAGCGUGUAGUUUGUUUUUAAUGCAUAAGUUACAGGCACUUAUCAAAGGGGAAGACGAGUCAGCGUAAAGUUACGU
This is a messenger RNA of Raphanus sativus (radish), 1439 nucleotides long. RefSeq lists its product as uncharacterized. The transcript has a single exon. The record is from RefSeq and is a predicted model, not a curated record. The coding region runs from base 718 to 1017 and encodes 99 amino acids. NCBI's taxonomy places the organism in Eukaryota, Viridiplantae, Streptophyta, Magnoliopsida, Brassicales, Brassicaceae.